AUGACUGUGUUGCCUCGAGCGGUCCUGCAAAGCCCAGGAAAAAAUCCCAAGUUCAUAGAGCAGACUGUUUAUCCCUCAUUACACUUCGCAAGGAUUCAUUUGAUCAAAGACAAAGAUGGCAUAGAUGAUUAUUUGGCGAAGAAUAUCAAAGGGUUGUCAAGACAAGAAGCUGCUGCGACCAGGAAUUCAUACAAGAAGAACAUCUGCAUAGACAUGCUGCGACAGGGUUAUCACAAGUCCUUCUCCGAGCUCUUCGCUCUGAUACAGAAGUGGAAUGCCUUCAGGGAGGCUGCAGGGCCUGGGACAGCCAUAUGGCAGCACACGUCCCUGGAGGAGCAGCCUGAUAAGCUGGAUCAGCUUUACCACUUCCUGACCAGGGCUGAGGCAGCCCAGCGAGCAGGACACUAUGAGGAGAUGUAUGAUAACCAGCUUAACUUGGCCUACUGUUUUAAUGAACCUGAGGACAAAUGGUUACGUAAUUACUUUUAUAAGCAAUGCUUCAACACUGCUCAACUAGUUAAAAUUGAUGGUGGGAAAAGACUGGCACAAGCACAUGCAAAUAUGGGCGUCAUCAAUGAGGAAAAAGGUCGUGUUAUGAAAGCUGCUGAGCAUUAUGAAGCAUUUUAUCAGCUAACAGAGGGUUUGACAUGGAAAGUUGCAACAGGCCACACUUACAAUUCACUGGCAUGUGAACAUCUCUGGAGAAUUUAUACCUUACUAGCAGACAAAAUGCUAGAAACCAAAGAACACCAACAGGCCAUCAAAAUGCUGAAGAAAGCUUUAAGACUAGCAAAAGAAGGAGGUGAUAUGAAGUUGGAAGGAGAAGCUUCAUAUUGCUUAAGUUUAGCAUAUCAUUUUGCUGGACAACAACAGGAAGCAUUAUCAAUUUUGAACACCUCAGUAAAAAUCUUCACAGCAAUUUGUGAUUCUGCUGGCCUAAGCAGAGCAUAUGCAGCUAUAACUGAGAUCCUGGUAAGUCAGGGAAAAGCAGCUGAAGCUAUUGAGUACUUGGGAGAGUUUAUGAAGGCUGCUGAGAAUACCGAUCUAAGCCAGUGCCUGGUGGAUGCGUGCAUAUUACUUGGGAAUAUUUACAAUGGAAAAGGGACCUACAGUGAAGCUUUUGAAAAAUUCAAACAGGCUUUUGAGACAGCAGAAACUUUUAAUAAUAUGCCCUUAGUGAAUAAAACAAAGAUCUACUGUGGCAUUGCAAAGGCUCAUAAAAUGAUGGUGGCAUUUAACAGCCAUAUAGAAGCAGAAGAUCCCGUUAGCCUCAAGUACCUGCUGGCAUGGAAGGAGAACAGAAGUGACGUGUUCACUGACCCUCUUACAGUUGAGAGCAUCUGGGACCAGUAUAGUGGUGGUGGCUCUAAGAAGGGGCUCACGUUGCUGGUGAAGAUCUUGCAAUGUCUGGAAGAUGUGUCCAGCUCUUCAGGAGCAGCCUCCUCUCGUGUGGAGGCCAGGACUGCAUGCACCCCAACUCGCACAGAUGGGACCUCACCUCCCAUGGGCUCACUGCCCCAGGGGAGGGGAAGGCUGGAUGUGGAGUGGGGCUGCUUACAGGCCACGCUCCUGGCUGGAGAGGAGAUAAACGUCCCCAGGGGUACCACCGUGUCCAUGGGACCCUAUGAUGAGGUGAAUACCUCUGUGCUGAGGUAA
Messenger RNA from Chaetura pelagica (chimney swift), 1656 nucleotides. It is a transcript of the gene TTC29, whose product is annotated as tetratricopeptide repeat domain 29. NCBI's taxonomy places the organism in Eukaryota, Metazoa, Chordata, Aves, Apodiformes, Apodidae. The coding region runs from base 1 to 1656 and encodes 551 amino acids. The record is from RefSeq and is a predicted model, not a curated record. Gene Ontology annotation, molecular function: protein binding. The transcript has 10 exons.